AAACAAUAUAUAACAAAGGGUUUACUUUUUUUGUUCACUGUCAUAUGACGUUAUCUUUGAUACAAGGUAUCGGAAUUAUCAUUUAGACAAUAUACCAAAAACAUACAGUUGUGGUUUUAGUUAAUUGUAUUUCUCUUAUAAUAAAACAUCAACACGACAAUGACAAUAUUAAAAUCAUGCAUCUGGAUGUUAAUUCUGGGGUACCAUCCUUCAGAAGGAUUUCAAUCAGAUUCAACGACCGGGAGUGCAUAUUAUACCAAACACCAUGCAGACAUAACAGGUUUUGCUAUUAGGAUUGCUGUUGGUAGAUUUUUAACGGAUAACAACUUGAUAGUACUAGAUGAUGAAACCGAUGUAACCAGCAUAGUCAGUCAUUUCUUUGGGGAUGAUUCAGAUGGAUAUGAGAAAUUUGUUGAAAAGCAAAACGAAAUAGUAGAAAAUGUAAAAAACCAGGAAAGGUCGAAGGAAGCUCAUAUUCACUGCAAUUCAGAACAAAUUGAAUUGGCUCACAACCAUGUAAUCAAAAUUAGAGGACAAAUUAAGAAAAUUGCACAAAGUGCGGAACCAAAUUUCUCAUUGAUUCGACAAUUGAUUGGGAAGUGCCUUUUCACAAUACAAGCUUUUUAUAGCGGAUCUAACUGGGUUGAAAUGAACGGUGAUGAGGUUUACACAGACUUUGGAGUACCAAAUAAAACGUUAAUGGAUAUUGCUGGUGUAACAUUGGACACUUGCCAAGAUUGUGACAAUUCUGGCAAAAACGAGAGUUCCUGCAAAAACAAUUUAUUGGUAAAUGAUAUGUUGACUAGUGGUUAUCAGACAGGUCAGGAUGUGCAACCUCCAUACAAAACUAGUGGCGAUAUCGAUCAAGGAAAGUGUGGAUUCGGAGGACGAAAUGACCCAGAAAAUGGUUAUCGAACUGCAAUAGGAGGAAUCAACAAAGACAGUUUAGACCCAAAGUAUUCACCUCAUCAUCAUCUUCACUAUCAAGCAUUUUAUGCUGCACGAAAUGCCACAGUUCAAUUUCUAAUAGAUACACAAAGUGGUAUCAUUAACGAGGUGAAUAUAGACACAUUUAUACAGAUUUUUGGCUUGUUGAAAAGAUACAAGGCGUCAUUUGGCUUCGUAAUAGACGACACCAGUUCUAUGGGAGCCAUUAUUGCUCAAGUUCAAAAGGCAUGCAUAGAUAUUAUGACGAAUGUCUUGGGUACAGUAAAUGCGCCAUCCAAUUACAUCUUAGUAACUUUUAACGACCCAGUGAAGCAUGUGCAUAGACUUACGACUGAACAUGGACUUGACAUGAUAAGUGCACUUGAAAAUGUAAUACUUGAAGGAGGAGGUGACUGUCCAGAGUAUGCGAUGAGCGGAUUGCAAAAAGCUAUUGAAUUGUGCAGAGAGAAAUCAACGAUAUUCUUCUUUACUGAUGCUCCAGCAAAAGACGAAGCAGAUGCCCAAACUGUAAUAGAUGCUGCUAACGAAAAAAAUAUUGAUCUGCGACUUUUUCUAAAGGAUUCUUUGUGUGCUCGUCGGAAAAAGAGAGAAACUGGUGAUCGAAUAAAGCGUGAUGCUGAACAAGAUGCGUAUUCCUUAGUUGCAGCAGGUACAGGAGGAACCAUUUACCGGUUUAGUACAGUGGAACUAGGUGAUAUCAUACGACAGAUCAGUAAGGAACUCUUUCCAUCGGCAACUGUGACAGUGGAUAUUUUUGAGGUCGAAGAACAUGACGAUAAUUCAAUGGUGUUUCCAGUCGACAAUAUGUUGAACAAUGUUAGAAUCACAGUGAUUGGUGCUAAUUCUUCAAAUGAUGUUGACGUUGCAUCCGAAUUUGGAUCUGUAAUCACAGCUGAAAAUACCAGUGUGCUUUUUGAAAGCCCAGCUAAAGUUAUUGUUACUAUCUUGAAUCCAAAGCCUGGCACAUAUAGUUUAAUGAGAACAGGAAACAACCACUGGACGGUCAAUAUUACAGCCCAGACUUCUGUAGAUUUUCACUAUGUUAUUACAGAAGAAGCAAAUGAUGGCCAAUUAUAUAAAGUUUCAGGAAAUCCCGUAGUAGGCGGAAACUAUACAUUAUAUUUUACUGUGUUCAACCUACCUGCUGGUAUGAAAACGUCAUCCGUGCGUUUGAAAACAAGAAAUUCAACAACGAAUUAUCUCAAUUUAACACUGAUUUCUGGAGAAUUUGACUCGAAAUACUUUGUUUCGACAACUCUAAUAGCAGAUCAUUACGAUGUAAGUAUUUAUGGAAUAGAUGACAGUGGAACUACCUGGAUGAGGACAUCACCUAAUUCUAUUUCUCCGGUGACUAUUAAACUAAAGUUAACUUCCAUGCCAGAUCUUUAUAUGAACGCUGUUGGUAAUGUAUCCUACAUCUUAGAAAACAAGGGUUCAGAGAAUGAAACAUUUGUUAUUGAUGUAACAGAUGAUAGAGGAUUGCUGACUGGUAAUACACGUUUUACUCGAUUAAUUAAUAGCAACGGAUUUGCAGAAAUAACAUUUCAGAUACAGGGAUCUAGCCUAAAUAAUACAGUGACGUACACUUUGACAAUUCGCGAACACGGAUCAGCUAGUAUCGUUUUGCGGGAAAGUCAAAUACUAUAUAUUAGUCCAGAUAUUGCACCAUCCUGUACUGUUGAACAAUUAGUUAGAACGUGUGAUGACUUGGAUAUCACGUCGUGUUCAGGAGUUACAUGGAAUGAACAGGCUACGAUAACAUUUGCAACUGAACUGUCAUCUUUUUCUGGAUCAAAGGGAUGGAGUUUCGAAACAAGCAGCGUACAUUCAUCCCCGAUAAAAAUCAAUGCCAGUGGUGAUUGUUGCUCACCAUCAGUAUACCUUACAGUGACUGACAAAAAAAGUAACUUUGCCAGAUGUCAUUUUUAUCUUGGUGAUGUAAACACAUCAACACCAUUGCUGACAACAUCGAGACCAAAAGGUAAUUAUUUUUUUAAUAUUUAAUGAAUAUUUUACAAUGAAUUAAUGAUGCAAUGCAAUUUUUACUAUUACAACUUAUGUUGUCCCUUUUGUUGAAAUGUUAGAUAUUUCUAUGUAAUUGUUAAUACGUUUUGAAUGAAUCGUUCUUCAUAAAUGUUUGCUUGCUAUAUUAUAACUUUAAAAUCAAUACAUAGUUUGUUCACGAAACGUAUUGUGUUAUGAUACAUUGAAUAAUAUGCUUGCUUUAAAUUAAAAACAAUAUUAUCGUUUUCGCUAACAUUGUUAUUUUUGUUAAUUGAUAGUAAAUUAAAUCUUUUAAAUCAUAUGAUAGAUUAAUAUCUUAAUUAAUGUAUAUGUAUAUAUGCAGAUAUAUACAUUCUAGAUAUAUGAGUAAAUAUGUACAUGAUGUAUACAGAGAUAGACAGAUAAAAUAAUAUUUUAUUCUAGAUUGGAACUGUAAAGAUAUGCAAACCAUGAUUAAAAUUGUGAUAAUCUUAUUUUAAUUUGUAUGAUGCUUCAGAUAAAAUGAUAAAUAUUUUCGUGAUUUUGUAACUUAAUAUUUCUUUGUUUUCUUUUUAGAUAUACCGGUGUCAGUCAUAAGAUAUACUCCUUAAUAAUUUGAUUUUUUUUUUCUAAUUAGAAUUUGUUUUGUUUUAAUUGAUAGUUGAAAGUUCAUUUCCAUUGUUUAAUUUAACUGUCUUUUGUAGCAACGAAAUCAUUUAAACAUUUAUCAAAUAUGUAAACGAAAUAAAACGUUCGUCCUGUGGUGUCUGGUGAAUUAUCGAUAGUUGUCUUAUUGACAAUAAUUCCACAUAUUCUUGUUUAUAUCGAAAAGUGGCUAUAAAUAUAAUGCAAAAUGGUAAAGAAUUAUGGCUUAACAGCUUUUUAUGAAAUUUUUACUCAAAUGAAUAAACAGCGUGGCCAAACCGAUAAUGACACUAUUUCUUUGGGAGGUACAUCUGAAGAUAGUGAUGUGGAAGGUAAGGAUGAGCAAAACACUAUUUGAUAUGGAAACAUUAUAACCAGAAAGAUCAUUUUAAAUCAAUCAGAACGAAGAAAUAAAUUGUAUCACCGUACAGUGGUAUAAUGGAUCUCAAAUAAAAUGGCCCACCUGAAACAUGUAAAACAAUCACAGCAUAUCUUUUUUUUUCAAAUGCAUAAAUAAUACACCAUCCAAGUUGUGUAAUGUAGAAUCAAAUACAAAGAGAGUCAUGGAAUCGCAAUCAUUUCUUUCUUAAAGGUAAGCCAUUAAUUAAAAGAACACAUCAGUACCUUUUGUGGAUCUUGUCGUAUAUGCAUAUACUUCAUGACACAUAUACGACUCGUUUGAAUUAUUUAAUAUUUCCUAGAAAGGAACCGAUGAAGAAACUAGAUAAAAACGAAUGACUUCAAAACAAAAGAGUGUAUUAAGUGUGAGAUUGAAAUAUUGAAUGUUAUCAAUUAUAUGCAGGCUAAUAAAAAAUCUAAUUUCUAUCAAUAUGUAAGAAAAAAAUACAAUUACAUUAACACGAAUAAACGAAAAACAAAACUGUCUAGGAGUAUGCAAGAUUUUUGGCACUUGGAUUUCAAGAGGGGAAAAUAUUAAUUUCAGAUAUCAAAUAACAUAAUAUUUAUGUGUAUGCGUAUGUAUAUAGCUAUCUCAUUGGUGUUAAUACCACAUUUUUUUUAAAUUUUCAUAUAUAAACCAAGUAGGAGCAUUGGUCGCUGAUACAUGAAGAUUCUGCUUUUACCACUCUUUUAUAUGGAAUUGUGUACACGCUCCACAAUUGUGAUAAAAGCGAAAAAUACUGUCCACUGCAAGAUACGGAACGCAUGUGUAUUGAUAAGAAAUGCUUAAGUGACAUUCAAUUACAUGUACAACUUAACUAAUUAAACUGGUUAAGCUGUGAGACAAAACAGUUUUAUUUUCUAUUAGGUAUUCACCGCACAAUCAUAAUAGAGUAAUUAACUUGAAUGAAAGUUGUUACCACAAAUGGACGUGGUAUUAUAUGUUUAUUCAUGUGUUACAUUAUAAUUCUAAAUUGAAUCCAAAUCCAUAUGUAGCCACCAUUCCCAUUGUACAUACUAAACCUUAAUGAGGUAUUAUAUGUUUAUUAUUUGUUUUUAAUAAACAAAACAUUAUUUUGAAUCAAGAAAUGCCGACAUUAUAUUGUUAAAAAACUUUAAAUUAAUUCCAUUUUUUAAAACUAUUAAAAGUAAAUCUAGAAAAACAAUUGAAACUUACAAGUGAGUGUUGUUUUUUUUUUCUCAGAUCUCACUAAUAUAUUCAUGCAUGAUUACUGAAACCUAACCAUUCUAAUGUAUUACCGUCUUUUUUUUACAGUAGUUAAACAAAUUGAGUUAUCUUUCUUGGUUGAAAAUAUGUCAUUCAGAACAAAUUGACGUACAUUUUUAUCAUACAUUAUGAAUGAAAAAGAACAUACUUAUCUAUGAUGUCUAAUAUUAAAUACUUUUUCUAGAGAACUUGUAAAUGCUGUUUCCUCAUUAUUUAUUAAAUAAAUCUUAUUUUUUCUUUAAAA
Molecule: messenger RNA, 5447 nt
Organism: Mytilus californianus (California mussel)
Lineage: Eukaryota; Metazoa; Mollusca; Bivalvia; Mytilida; Mytilidae
Product: von Willebrand factor A domain-containing protein 7-like
Exons: 21
Coding region: 160-2952 (930 amino acids)
Source: RefSeq, a predicted model, not a curated record